AAAGACUCGGCGGCGUCCUUCACCUGUCAUUCAAAAGAGGGUUUCAUAUCGACACACGAGUACCUCAACGCAAACAGUUGGCCAGCCAUUCAAACACAAGUGCGCAGCAGCAACACGCCCAAGUCGCCCCGCGAAUCUCCAUCCCCAGCACACAGCGUCGAGGAUUGUCAAAUACGCAGCAGCAGCAGCGCAACAUGGCGAGCGACGAAGACUACAUGGCCUUCCUCAACAAGGCAAACCAGGACGCAGAGGAAGGGCAAGCGGCGGCAGCGUCCUCGGCGCAGAGCGCGGGACAACAGCGGACGUUUAAGACGCAGGAUGAGGGGAGCGCGUUGCCUCAGAGCAUUGCAGAUGUUUUGAAGGAUGCGUUUUACGUGAGCGAGGCGGAUGAGCCGUUCAAGGGGGUGUCUCUGAAGUGGAAGGGCGAAGGGGGGCUUCCCGAUGAAGUUGAAUUCGCAAAACUGAUCCAACACUGGGACGCCGAAAACGCUCAAGUCGACAUCAUGGACCCUGUCGACUGGGACUCGGACGGACAAUACGCAAACAUCAUUGAUGCUGUGAGCGAGGCUACUCGUGGAAACGAUGUUAGGGUGUAUAGGGUUGCGAGGGAUCUGACGAGAGCGGAAUAUUGGGUGAUCUCGCGGGAUGAUAAAGAGGAUAGGAUUGUCGGAGUGAAGGCAUUGGGGGUUGAGUCGUGAGAUGAUGUUUCGCGGGUGGACGGGCUUUGAUACUAGAGAGAAACAAUAUGUAAUUUUGCAUCUUGCUUGGGAAUUUAUUUCAUGAUUCUAUCG
This is a messenger RNA of Trichoderma atroviride IMI 206040, 791 nucleotides long. RefSeq lists its product as uncharacterized. The record is from RefSeq and is a predicted model, not a curated record. NCBI's taxonomy places the organism in Eukaryota, Fungi, Ascomycota, Sordariomycetes, Hypocreales, Hypocreaceae.